Molecule: messenger RNA, 3921 nt
Organism: Tetrahymena thermophila SB210
Lineage: Eukaryota; Ciliophora; Oligohymenophorea; Hymenostomatida; Tetrahymenidae
Product: cation channel family protein, putative
Exons: 5
Source: RefSeq, a predicted model, not a curated record
UAGAAGAAAGAAAAGAGUAAAUAAUAAUCAUCAUAAAAUAUGUAAAAUAAUUCAUAAACCCAUUUGAAAUUUGAGCAAAACAGACUUGGAACAUCGACAUCCUUUGACAAUCAUAUGGUCUAGUUAAAAUUUAAUUCUCAAGAUCACGAUGAAUUAAAUGAAAUAAACAAAAAGAAACAUGACACGGAAAUAAUGGACUAAUCAUGUAGAAGAGAGUAAUAAAUUCGUUUCAAAGAUGAGCAGAAGCAUGAUGAAAUCCAAAUAUCUAUUUUUGACUAGAGUAUUGCCAAUAAUGAAUGUUUGGAAACAUCUAUUAAACCAAUUGAUAAAGAGAAAAAAAAGACUUUGGCCCAGCUAAGAAUUUAAAGGAUAAAGUUUUCUCGAUAGUUGUCACAAGAUUAGCUCAAUUUUUAAAAAGAAGAAAAUAUUAAUAAAAGUACUUAAUAGUUGAGUUAAUUUGUAAAUAAAGACCUUAAAAGCAAAAAAGAGCCUCUAAAAAUAAUGCUUGCUCUAAACUUGUUGGUUAGUGUUAAGAGCUUCUAUCGAUAAGUUACUAAGAAUACUAGAAUAUUUUAAAGGCUUACUGAAGAGCAGCAUGAAAUUAUAGGAGAUGUUGUAUCAGUUUACCAUAAAAAUAGUACUAUUAAAUCUAAGAGAAUCUAGUAAUUUCUAACAUAUUUUAACUAUAUUUUGUAUUCUAAGAUACCUGAUCUUCCUACAUUUUCUCCAAAUGGUUUAUUAAAAACGAUAUGGGAUUUGCUGAAUGCCUUUCUUAUUGUAGCUCUUUCAUUUAUUAUGAGUUUAUAGCUUUUUUUUACUCUUGAAGCAAACGAAUUUAUGCAAAUGUAUAAACUUUCUUUAAUUGGAUUUAUUAUAGAUAUUUUAUUGAACCUUAAUACAUAGAUUUUUCUUAGAGGGGUUCUAAUUAAGCAAAGAAAAAAAAUAAUUUUUAUUUAUCUCAAGCAAAAAUUAAUUUUUGACUUAUUAGGGAUUUUGCCUUUAGUUUUUUGCUUAAUGGAAAUCUAAAAUGUGAAGUAUAGCUUUUUAUUAUUUCUUUUAAAGUGGUUAACUUUAUCUUAGAGCUUUGAAAGAAUGAUAUUUUACUUAAAUUAUUAAAAGAACUUAAGGAAUGUUGUUGAUUUUGGAAAAUUAAUCCUUUUACUCUGUAUAAUUUGCCAUGUAUUCUGUGGAUUUUGGCACUACAUAGCAAUUUAUGAAAUUUAACAAGGAUAUGAUUAAACUUGGCUGCAUAAAUAUUAUCUUGAAGAAGCAUCUGUUUUUACUCGGUAUGUGUAUUCUUUCUACUUUUUAGCUGUUACUAUGAUUACAGUUGGCUAUGGUGAUAUCACUCCUCAAAAUAGUACUGAGAUUAUUUUUACUAUUCUGACUAUGUUUGUGACUGGAAUGACAUGGGGAUUUAGCAUCAGUAAAAUAGGAAAUAUCAUUGAUAAUAUUGAGAAAAAGGAAAAGUCGUAUAAAGAGAGUAUGUAAGUCAUUCACACUCUCAUGAGAGAAGAAAAUAUUAGAUCUGAUUUUAGAGACUAAAUUUCCAACUAUCUAAAGUAUAUUUACAAUGAAUCGAAUGAGGUGUAAAAAUAGCAAGAACAGAAAGUCAUUGAAAAGCUUUCGAAUCAGCUGAGAUUUUAAUUGAUAUCUGAAAUAUAAGGAUAGUAUUUAGAAAACAUCCCUUUUAUCAAAAAUAUGGAACUCAAAUAAAAAAUUAUAUUUCUAAUGGAGGAAUGCUUAUAUUCACCAGGAGAGAUUAUAUUUUAAGAAAACAAUAUUGAUGAUUGCGCUUUGUUUUAUAUUGUGAAAGGAGAAGUUGAAAUAAUUAGAUAAUCAAUUUCAAGAAAUAGAGAAGACUCUAUAAUUUAAGUUUUAUAAAAAUCAUCUUAUUUUGGCGAAAUUAGUUUUAUUACAGGUUAAAUCAGAAACUUAACAGCUAAAGCAGCUGAUUUUUGUAGAAUUUACAAGAUCAAUAGAGAAAAAUUUUUGAAUUUGAUAAGAGAGAGCAAUAGAGACUAUGAAGAAUACGUUAUGAUUAGAGAUAAUAUCAUUUUUAAGAAUAAUUAUUCUAUAAUUAACUAAAAAUGCUUUCACUGUUAGAGUGAAGAGCAUUUUUCAAUGUCAUGUCCGAAAACACAUUUGAUAAUUUCUAAAAAGGGAAUAGCUCAUCGGUAUUGUUUCUCAGUUCCACAUUUAAAGAGAUAAAUUUUUUCGAGGAGAAACAAGUAGCUAAAGUGGAAAACUCGGAUAUCAUAAAAAAGGUUAUACUAAGCUGUUUAUUAAAUAAAUGACAAUGAAGACUUUUUUGAAGUACUAAAUGAAAUUGAGUAGCAAGCAAAGCCAAACAAAAGCUUAAUUUAUGAGAACGAUGACACGUUCCAAUCAAGUGAAUGCAGUCAAGAAGAAGAUAAUAAACAUGAAGACUAAAAUAAAAUCUAAAGAAGAAGUGGAUUAAGGAAAGUAAAAAUAAAAGAAACAAAUGAAACAAUUUAAGAAAUAUAGCCAUCGAAUACCAACAUUUCUAACUAAUCAAGUUAUUCUUCUUUGAAUAAUAAAAAUAAUGCUGAUAGUAGUCAAUAGAAUGAAAACCAGAUGAGUAAUUCAAUAGUCUUUCAAGAAUAAAUACGAUCUAUACAGAAAGAAAUUUCUAACAUACAAAACAUUCUUCAAGGAGAAGAUGGAAGCUUAAAUAAAUUAACAAGUAUAAAAGAGUCAUGUCAAUAUAUACCUUCUUAAUGCAAAAUCCAAGAUAAAUAGCUGCCUUCUAGUUUUAUCUCUCAGCAAUACUCAAGAAAAGAUAGAAAGUCUCUCUCUGUAGGACUCUGCCAUUAGCAAGAUAUUAACGAAUAAAAUAUCCUCCAAUUCAAUCAAUAACAACAGUAGCUGAAUUUGCAAUAACAACAAUAGUAAAAUUAUAAUUAAUAGUUGCAACAAUAAAAUUAUCAUCAAUUGCCUGAUUCUCAAAAAAUUUCAAAUGAAUUAAAUUCUUUGUUAUCUCUACAUGAGCCAAUAAAAAAUUAAAUUUCUCAGCUUAGCUAGUUUAAUGAAAGGUAAUUGAGUGAUUCUCCUCAAUCUAAUAAAUAUUUAAAGCACUCUAUCCUAAAAAUAAAAACGAGAUCAAUUUCAAGACUUGAUAAUAAUUUAGAACAAAAAGAUUAAAGCAGACAAAAUUCGCAUUCAAGCAAAAUGUAAGAUCUAAAUUAAUAGGAUUCUCUUGAUUAAGUAGUAAAAGGCAAGAAAAAACAAAGAAGAUAAUCUAAUAGUAGCUGUAAAAAUACAUAGUAUAACAGAUAAGAUUCAUUAUAUAAGAUUGGCAACACUCCUUAUUAAACACAAAUUAAACUCCCUUAAUUAAAUAAUGAAAAACAUCAAAAUAUCGAAAAUAGCUAUUUUAUGCUCUAACAUUUUGACAAAGGAUAAGUUUUUAAGUAUUAUUACCCUAAACAUAAUUAUACAAAAAUCUUAAAGCUGCUCAAAAAGAUGCAAGUUUCUAUAACAGUCGAAAAAAAUAUAAAAAAUAGAAAAAUGAUCAAGCAAUUAUCUAAAAAACAAGAAUUUAAAUCAUCAAGUUUUUCUCCAUUUGCAAAAUUUUAAAAAUAAAAUGAUUGAUAUGAGACAUAUAAUUAAACAAUAUAUUGAUUAAUUAAUACUCAAACCUCUUUCUUCUUUUUCUAAUGUAUUUAAAAUUUCUUCUAACUUAUUAUACCAUAAUUCUUUAAAGUAAAAUAUUAUGAUAUGUGCAUCAUUUUACUUUAUUUUAAUCCAAAAUAAUAAUUUAUUUUUUUAAAUAUUUACAAUCAAACUAUUUUUAACUGAAUUUUAUAAAUUAAUCAAACUUUUUUUUAUAUAUUUAUUAUUCUUUUUCUUCUUCAUUUAUUAUUAUUUUAUUCUAUAAAUAAAAAGAAGCAAUAUUAU